CGCGACCGCGGUACCACCGUCAUCUCGGCCGAAGAGCGCGCCAGACGCAUGACGGAGGCCAAGAGCAAGAUUCGCGAGAACGCGACCUUCACUCCCGCCCUUCUGGGCCGUAUCGAGUCUCGCAUCGACUCAAACGCCUUCCGUCGUUGCAUCUCGGACAACACCAUCUAUCAGUCCCUCUGCAACUCGCUCAAGGACAAGAACGUCCCCGAGCGCGAACGUCGCCCCGAUCUCGUCGACUUCCUCGCCCUUGAGGCCAUCGUCGCCGUCAACUAUGACGGUGAGUACAACAAGGUCCUGAAGGACCUCUUCAUCCGCUGCAACACCGCCGCCUGGGUCGACAAGGCGGUUCUUGCGGCUAACCAUGAGUGGUACCGCGACAACCGCUCUGAUGCUCACAAGUUCAUCAAGACUCUCAUCAACAAGGUUGACUCCCAACUCUUGGAGAUCAUCCUCGAGGACAUUGAUACUAGCUUCUGGCGUCAGACUCUCAACGACCACGUCCUCUACAAGAAGAUUCUUGAGAAGCUCAAGAACAACCGCGACCUCAGUCAGCGUGACGUUCUCACCGCUGUGGCCCUCAACGGCGGCAAGUACCCGACCGAGGUCUUCCGUCACCUCAUUGUCCACCAGAACUCCGCCAUGUGCCACUGGGGCAACAACGUCCAGGCUCAGCAUGCCCUCUAUGAGGACGACGAGUUCCAGGAUACUCGGGCUCAGAACACCGUUGUCAGCGACACUAUGGCCAACCUUGAGUCCUUCGCUGAUGCGAUGUACGAUAAGGACAAGAGCAAGGAGAUCCGGAAGAAGGUCCGCGAGCUUAAGGACAUUAUGAAAGGAGACCUCGGUCUUCUCCGUCACACUUUGGGUGGUCGUGUCCAGAAGAACACCGGCGGA
Colletotrichum acutatum is the source of this 897-nucleotide messenger RNA. RefSeq lists its product as uncharacterized. The annotation marks the transcript as partial. NCBI's taxonomy places the organism in Eukaryota, Fungi, Ascomycota, Sordariomycetes, Glomerellales, Glomerellaceae. The transcript has a single exon. The record is from RefSeq and is a predicted model, not a curated record.